CAUUAGAGGGCAGGGGAGACAUUGAGGUCCUGUGAAAGGAGCUAAAUGAUGCUGGAUGUCCUCCAGCCAGGAAAUGAUGUGGAUGUGCAGUGACAUCAGAGGAAGUCAUUUCAGUCCAGGGGAGGAGCCGGUACACCUGUGCAAGACUGAAGUGGAGGAGAAGAUACACCUGUGCAAGACUGAAGGGGAGGAGCCGGUACACCCUGUGCAAGACUGAAGGGGAGGAGCCGGUACACCUGUGCAAGACUGAAGGGGUGGAGCCGGUUCACCUGUGCAAGACUGAAGGGGAGGAGCCGAUACUCCUGUGCAAGACUGAAGAGGAGGAGCCGGUACACCUGUGCAAGACUGAAGGGGAGGAGCCGAUACUCCUGUGCAAGACUGAAGGG
Molecule: messenger RNA, 386 nt
Organism: Staurois parvus
Lineage: Eukaryota; Metazoa; Chordata; Amphibia; Anura; Ranidae
Source: the annotation of a GenBank genome assembly